GGAAGACACUUGUGUUGGCAGUAGUAUUAGGUAGGCCACAACACUGAGGUUUGUUCAUUCAGGUGUAUUUCUUAUUAUUUUGAACAGCAGCUUGAGGCACCCAGAGUCUCACGGUGCUCUUCAGAGACACAUCGGUAGCCGUGUAAGUUUCAGCGUUCAUAUCCUGUUACAAUGAUGACAUCCACCUGUGGUGUUUGCGACUCUCCAAAGAGAGAAAGGACGGACUGUGAAAGCAGCCAGGAAAGAUCAUGACGUCUAAAGCUGAUAACCCUCCGUCGUACGAGGAUGCGCUCCACCAUCCCAACUACGGGAGCCCCCCCGACGGGCCACAGCGCCGCUCCCCUCUUCCACCACCUCCGCCUUACAGCCCUGGAGGGGGGACGUACCCUGGCCCGCCUGGCUACUGGGGUCAGGAAGGCGUCCUCCCGCAGGCGGCGGUGUGGGCGUCGCCGGGCCUCCCCUCGCCCGGGAGGCCUUCCACGGUACCCACUCUGUCUGCUGGAGUGCCCCCAUCCAACCCAGGAGACGUGGGGGAUUUUCUGAGCCCCCAGUGGGGGAGCACAUCCAUUCGGCACGCCUUCAUCAGAAAGGUUUACUUCAUUUUGACAGCGCAGCUCGCCGUCACCUUUUCAGUUGUUGGUGUCUUUACCUUCGUUGACCCAGUGAGGCAAUUCGUCAUCAGAUACCCCGGCAUCUACUGGGGAUCUUUUGUGGUUUAUUUUAUAGUUUACUGCAUUCUUGUCUGCUGCAAGGGGCCGAGGAGACGUUUCCCAUGGAAUCUUCUGCUGCUGGGAAUAUUUACCCUCGCUCUGUCUUACAUGACUGGGACUAUUUCAAGCUACUAUGAAACAAAGGCUGUGUUCCUCGCCAUGGGAAUAACUGCAUUGGUUUGCGUAGCCGUCACAGUCUUCUGCUUCCAAACCAAGGUGGACUUCACGUCAUGCGGGGGACUCCUCUGCGUUGCUUCCGUGGCGCUCAUGAUCAUCGGGGUCGUCACGGCCGUCGUCCUCUCCUUCCAAUACGUCCCUUGGCUGCACAUGCUCUACGCUGCAAUUGGAGCCAUCGUUUACACUCUGUUUUUAGUGUACAACACCCAGGUUCUUAUAGGAAAUCGGGAGCUGGCCAUCAGCCCUGAGGAGCACAUCUACGGAGCGCUCUCUCUUUACAUUGACAUUGUUCACAUCUUUCUCUUCAUCCUUCAGGUCAGUGGCGGAGCUGCUGAAUAAAGUGUUUUGACACAAUGAUGUAAACAAGUGGGUUUUUCAUUUCCAAAGCUAUUUUAACCGUUUAGGUUAAUACUUUUUUUAUGUCAGUUCCACAUGAGCACUUUUAUUCUUGUACUGUGUGGAGCAUUUUCAGUCUUUC
Molecule: messenger RNA, 1365 nt
Organism: Pungitius pungitius (ninespine stickleback)
Lineage: Eukaryota; Metazoa; Chordata; Actinopteri; Perciformes; Gasterosteidae
Product: protein lifeguard 3-like
Exons: 12
Coding region: 249-1226 (325 amino acids)
Biological process (GO): negative regulation of apoptotic signaling pathway
Cellular component (GO): Golgi apparatus; endoplasmic reticulum
Source: RefSeq, a predicted model, not a curated record